UCCAGAGACAACGCCCCUGAUUCGAGACAGAACACAGAAGAGAGCAGAUUCAAAUCCUAUCUCCAUCAUCAGCAAAUUCAGUUCCCGAUCUUUGCUAAACACCAAACAACAAUCAGAAGAGAAACAAUCGAGAAAUUCUCCGAAUUUUUGGUUUCUGGGUUUCGGAUAAUUCGCAAGCAAUGAGUCACUGAGUUUAUCUACUUCCCCUUCCCGUGGAUCAGACAAAAGCAUGGGUGUAGUCGGAGUUAGCAGCGGCGGUCGUUGCGGAGUAGUAGCUGUUGUGCCUUCGGGACAGAAACCUCCAUUGUUGUCUGUGAUUGAUUCCUUGUCUUGUCCAUACCCUUCGAUCAAACCCAGGUUUCAUCCUUUAAGAUGUAGAGGAAGACCGAUAUCGGAAACUUUCUCCUGCAAAUUCAGAGUUCAUGCCUCGAAUUCUGGUGUUGGCUCCGGCAGCUAUGGUGGUGAGGAAGAUGGACCUCAGAGCAGUUCCAUCGGCGAUCAAUCCCACGAUAGCUCAUUUCAGAAGUUAAAGCCUCCUGGAUGGAUCCCUUACCCUUUAUCUGUAGCUCUUGUCCUAAUAAGUUGUGGUUUAGUCUUUUCGAUCAUCGCAUUUGUGAAGGGAGGGCCAUCUUCAGUUCUAGCUGCUGUAGCAAAGUCUGGAUUUACAGCCGCCUUCUCGCUGAUAUUUGUUUCUGAGAUCGGAGACAAGACAUUUUUUAUUGCUGCUUUGUUGGCCAUGCAGUACGAGAAAACUCUGGUUCUUCUAGGUUCCAUGGGAGCUUUAUCUCUUAUGACUGUCUUGUCAGUUGUUAUCGGGAAGAUAUUUCAAUCUGUUCCUGCUCAGUUCCAAACGACAUUGCCAAUAGGAGAAUAUGCUGCUGUUGCACUUCUUGUGUUCUUUGGUCUGAAAUCUAUUAAAGAUGCAUGGGAUAUUCCGCCGGCAGAGGCUAAGAACGGCAAGAAAGGCGGUCAGGAACUUGAUGAAUUCGUCGAAGCUGAGGAACUCGUCAAAGAAAAGGUUUCGAAGAGGCUCUCAAACCCGUUUGAAAUCCUCUGGAAGUCAUUCAGUCUCGUGUUUUUCGCUGAAUGGGGAGACCGGUCAAUGCUCGCUACCAUCGCCCUCGGGGCUGCACAGUCUGCGUGGGGAGUUGCGGGUGGAGCUAUAGCCGGACACUUCUUGGCGACGGCUCUGGCAGUUGUGGGCGGAGCUUUCCUCGCAAACUACAUCUCUGAGAAACUUGUGGGUUACUUGGGAGGAGCUCUGUUCCUUGGUUUUGCAGCGGCCACAUUCUUUGGAUUCUUCUGAAGUAACAACCCUUCUUCACAGUGAUGAUGAUAACAGAGGAGAAAGCUCAGGCGGAGUUCGUUCUUCCCUUUUAGUUAUACAUCUGUCCUGAACAUGAGCUAUGAGCAAAACCCAUCUGUAGUUUUCGUUUCCAGUUUCAAAGUUGAGAAAUUUCAGAUUCUCCGUGUAUCAGAUGAUGUAGAAAGAAACGAUUUUUAUUACAGUAAUGGUUCUUUCCGGUUCCAAA
Molecule: messenger RNA, 1532 nt
Organism: Tarenaya hassleriana
Lineage: Eukaryota; Viridiplantae; Streptophyta; Magnoliopsida; Brassicales; Cleomaceae
Product: GDT1-like protein 2, chloroplastic
Exons: 9
Coding region: 230-1306 (358 amino acids)
Biological process (GO): Golgi calcium ion transport; calcium ion transmembrane transport; Golgi calcium ion homeostasis
Cellular component (GO): chloroplast; Golgi apparatus
Molecular function (GO): calcium ion transmembrane transporter activity; manganese ion transmembrane transporter activity
Source: RefSeq, a predicted model, not a curated record